Molecule: messenger RNA, 2709 nt
Organism: Schistosoma guineensis
Lineage: Eukaryota; Metazoa; Platyhelminthes; Trematoda; Strigeidida; Schistosomatidae
Source: the annotation of a GenBank genome assembly
GAAACAGAUUUUACACAUUUCUUCCUUUUUUUUAAAAAAUCCCUUGUAAUGAAAGAAGUGUGAAUCUAUGGAAAGAUCAAAUUUUUGUAUCAAUUAAAUUCUUAGAAAGGAUAAUGAAUAACUUGAAAAUUCAAGAGAAAUCAUCUUCAUCUUCUAAUAACUACGAUUCUGAUAGAGCAGUAGCAUUAAAACAGCAUUUGGAUAAUUUACAUAAACUAAUAGUUACUAAUUUCUCUAAUUUCGUCAAUCAGUAUGAAGAAGAACAAACAACUGAAUGGAUUAAACAUUUGAAUAAAUCCAAUCAAAUUAUUGACUAUAAAACUCCUUCAUAUGACUGUCUUUACAAGUACACUCUAAAUGGUAUAUUAACAGAAAAAAUAAAACCUACAGUGAAAUCCUCUGAAAGUAAUCCACAAACCGAUGAGAAGCAAAGUAAUGUCUCUAUAAAUAACGCCAUAGAUGAAUCAGAACAAAAUAAACCACAUUACUCUAUUGAUAUGAGUCAGUUUACUUUAGCACCUUUAUGGUCUUCUGAAGAUAUUUCCGAUAAUUAUAGUGAGAAUGAAAUAGACAAGGAAAGUACAAUAAAUGAACAAAUUUCAAAGAAACUACUAUUUCAUGAAGUCAUGAAUACAACUAGGACAUUAAUCGAUAUUUAUAAAGACAAUUGUCUGAAACUGAAAUGUAAUGCAAUAAAAUCUGUUAUUAAUCGGUUGGAAAAAUUAUGUACAACAAAAUAUAUAAAUUUUUCAGAAUUACACUUAAGCAAGUUAAAAUUUCAACCAGUGAGUAACUUAUUGAAGGAGUGUAAUGAAUUGGAAAUAUUGGAUCUGAGUUAUAAUAAUUUUGAAAAUGAUGGACUCAUAUUAGUGAAAUAUUUACUAGAAGAAUUUGCAUUUCUUAGACAUAUCAACCUUUCUGGCAAUCAUUUGAAUCAAGAAGCUUUCGUUUUGCUGCAAUCGAUACUAACUAAAAACACCCAAAUGGAUACAUUAAUUUUGAAAGAUGCAAGAAUAAACGAUACUGGUGCAGUCAUGAUCGCUAGUGGUUUAAGAACAAAUACACGUUUAAAAAUGUUAGAUCUAUCGAAAAAUCUUAUACGGUGUGAAGGAGCUUUAGAGAUUGCUAAAGUCUUAGCCAACAGCAUUAAUUUACAAUGGCUCAGUUUACACUGGAAUCAAAUAUGUUCAAGUGGAGCCUUUGAAUUUGGAAAUUCAUUAGAGUGCAACAAGUCACUUUUGUACCUAGAUCUUUCAUGGAACGGAUUUAAUGGAAAAUGUUUGGAAAAUCUUGGCAAAGGUUUGAGUCGAAAUUGUCAUUUAGAGGAAUUAAACUUGAAAUAUAAUCGUAUUGAUUUAAAAACUAUUAUCUCAUUUGUAGAUUGUUUAUACACAAAUAAAUCCUUAAAGAAAUUAUGUCUUGGUUUCAAUCCAUUGACAAUGGCAGGUGUUCAUGAAUUAAUUCAUGUAAUUGAAAACUCAACACAAUGUAUUCUUGAAGAAUUAGAUUUAGAAGGGUUGACAAUUAAUGAAAACAUUUUACAACAAGUACAUCGUAUUAAUCGUAAACGACAUUUCGUAUUAAAAGUCGCCAAAUGUAUCAGGUGGGAACCUCGUCAAGGAAAAUACAGUAAAACAGAUCCAGUGACAUUCUUAAUAAAUUACCUCAGUAGACAUGGAAUGCGUUUAUUAGAUUUAUACCAUUUGUUAGAUCCUCAACAAACUGGAGUGAUAAGUGAAGCUCAAUUCACAGAAAGAAUGAUUAAAAAUCACAUUCCGUUAAAUCCUGAGGAUCUCAAAAUACUGAUUAAUUAUAUUGAUUCAGAGAGAACUGAUAAAAUAACUUAUAAACUGCUUGCAAGCCGAAUUUAUUUUUUUCGAAUCAGUGUUGGUGAACAGUUACGAAUUAAAGCAACUGAAUUGUCAAAGCAUCAAUUAGAUCAACACAGAUUAUUUGUACGUCCAGAAGGACCAGAUAUAAUUGACAAACCACCAAAAGGAUUUCCUUCUAAAACAAAAAGAUCCGUUGCUAAUUCAAAAAAACAAUUAUCCAAAACGCCAAACGCAAACCUCAUGACGGAUCUAAGUAAAAGUAGCCGAAACUGUGCAAACGGUCAAGAAAAAGUGUAUCCCAAAGCAAUUUCUAGUGACAAGUUGCAGGAAGAAAAAAAUGAUCUGCCCAUAAAUUUUACAGAAAUUUUGAAAACAGAAGAGAGCAAACCUAAUUGUGCAUCCAUUAUAACUAAAGUAUCUAGCUAUGAUUCAGGUGAAAUUUUAAACCGAAUGAAAAAGUCGGAUUAUGGGAGUAUAUCAGAUAAACGCAAACCUUUAAAUAUACCGAAAUACAAAGAUUUCGGCAAACGAAUUAACGAAAAUACAAUUAAUCCUAAACUUCAUGUUAUUCCAAUAACUGAAGUUUUCGACAAGAAAUAUUUUCAAGAUUUUCUUUAUUCGUAAUUCAUACGCAAAAAUUUAAAACGGUUAUGACACACAAACUAAAUUAAUCAUGAUUCGCGUUUCGCAAAUACUUUAAACGUUUUUCUGUAUGUUGAACAAAUAAAUCAUCUGUCUGCUCCAAGCUCUUUAAGAGCUAACUGUAUAAACAUAAUAAUUAUCAAAAGGUUUUCACAUUUAAUUAGAUUCAUAACCUAAUUAAGCCUGUUACCCUCUUGGAAUGUAGACCAUCGACCAUAAAUCUCCAACCAUAUCG